Cantharellus anzutake is the source of this 738-nucleotide messenger RNA. RefSeq lists its product as uncharacterized. The transcript has 2 exons. The record is from RefSeq and is a predicted model, not a curated record. The coding region runs from base 1 to 738 and encodes 245 amino acids. Lineage: Eukaryota; Fungi; Basidiomycota; Agaricomycetes; Cantharellales; Hydnaceae.
AUGAAGGGCCACAAGACCCCCCCCACAGGUCCUCUUGUGAACCCGGGGGGGCUCAAGAAUGUGACCAACAAAGCAUGGGCUAAUUUUAUGCACAACACCCAAAAUUCAGAAGCAACUAGUAUUAAUGGCUCAAAAAAGAGGCCGUCGGACUCUUCACCCCCACCGAAUUGCGCAGCACCCUCAGUGCCGAAGACACCACCCCAAAAACCCAACUGUAUAUUGCAAAGCGUGACUGUCGAAAAUUUUGUAACAUUGAUCAACUCUGCUUGGGAAGCUGCCACUAGAUUAAAAACGGAACUCUCACCACCAACGCUAGAUGAAUCAGUCAAAAAGAAAAUUGAGGAUAUCUAUGUCAUGUUUGGUGCACCCCUCCCAAAGUUCCCAGACAUAACUCCCCUGUCCAUUGACCUUGAACACGCUACUGCCACAUGUAAGAGCUUGGCUCAAAUGAAUGCUACCCUUACAGCGGAGCUAGCGAAGCGCCCUCAGUACAAUCCCCCACAUCCCAGAACAACAACCACCCCACCAUCAUACACUCAGCAAACCCCAUCCCAAUCAAACCAACCAAGAAACCAAAUAAUAAACCACCCUAGCCACCUGAUCAUUGCCACUGACCCGCCGCUUCCUAUUCACAAGCGUAACAUACAGCCCGACACAAUCCGACAUAUUAAUAUGCUACUGAAGGAGAAGCAACCCAUGGCGAACAAGCAAAUCUUGGCUGCAUACUCCUCUGCAUGA